CAUCAUGACGAAUCGAGGAAGAUAAGUUGGGGGAUUAGAGUGUUCCGAUUUCCAAAAACUAGGGUUUUAGACAUAUUUUGGGGAAUUCGAGCACCGAAGUGAGAGAAGAGGAAGAUGACGACUAGAAUAGCUCCAGGGGUCGGGGCAAACUUGCUAGGUCAACACUCGGCGGAGAGGAACCAAGACGCCACUGCGUACGUUGGCAAUCUCGACCCGCAGGCAACUGAAGAGCUAUUAUGGGAAUUAUUUGUCCAAGCUGGCCCAGUUGUUAACGUAUAUGUUCCUAAAGAUAGAGUCACUAACCUCCACCAAGGCUAUGGCUUUGUGGAGUUCCGCAGUGAAGAAGAUGCUGACUAUGCAAUAAAAGUUCUCAACAUGAUCAAGCUGUAUGGGAAACCCAUAAGAGUGAAUAAGGCAUCGCAAGAUAAGAAGAGCUUGGAUGUAGGAGCAAACCUUUUUGUUGGAAAUCUGGACCCUGAUGUGGAUGAAAAACUUCUUUAUGAUACUUUCAGUGCUUUUGGAGUCAUUGUUACAAAUCCCAAGAUCAUGAGAGAUCCCGAGACAGGGAAUUCCCGUGGAUUUGGAUUCAUUAGCUAUGAUUCUUUUGAGGCUUCAGAUGCAGCUAUAGAGUCAAUGAACGGACAAUAUCUAUGCAAUCGCCAGAUAACAGUGUCUUAUGCUUACAAGAAAGACACCAAGGGAGAGCGUCAUGGUACCCCGGCAGAGAGGACUUUGGCAAGCAGUAAUCCGAGCACCCAAAAAAGUAGGCCUCACACGAUGUUUGCAAGUGGACCUCCGACACUUCCCAAGGUUGGUCAACCGAAUGGUGCACCAGUGCCGCCACGGCCGUUUGCAAACGGAGUGGUUCCUCCGGUUCCAACUAUUCCGGCAAUCCGUCCACCUCCACCACCUGCACACGUCUACCAACCCAUGCAAAUGUCCGUACCACCACCACAAUGGCAGCAGAUGGGCCAGCCGCAGGGCAUGCCGCCACAGCACCUUCAGCAGUUCAGGCCGCCACCACCUAGCAUGCCGCCACCACCUUCAAACAUGCCUCAGAUGAUGAAUAGGCCGCCGCCACCGCCAGCAGGUAUGGCUGGUCAGCAUGUGUGGCGAGCACCACCUCCUCCUCAACAGUUGACUGGCGGUCAUGGUCACCCUUCUAUGAUGCAGAUGUCAAUGCCGCCACCGCCACCACCCAAUGCUCCACCGCCACCUCCUCCAUUAGGUUGAAGCAUGUAGAUCCGGUGGAGUAAAUUGCGACAUUUGUAGAAGGAAAACGAGUACGAGAAUAGUGCACGUCUCAAAUCAGACAAGAUCAUGGUCGAGGAUUCCGUUUUUUUGUUUGGUAUCUACGCUAACGUUGUAUUUGUUCGAUAUUUUUCCGUUGAAAGGUGUUAAAAAAGUUCAUCUAUUUUAUAGUGAAUUAGUAUUACCAUCGUAACAUGUGUAGUUUUGUUUCAAAAUAAC
Molecule: messenger RNA, 1470 nt
Organism: Cynara cardunculus var. scolymus (artichoke)
Lineage: Eukaryota; Viridiplantae; Streptophyta; Magnoliopsida; Asterales; Asteraceae
Product: splicing factor 3B subunit 4
Exons: 9
Coding region: 115-1233 (372 amino acids)
Biological process (GO): positive regulation of mRNA splicing, via spliceosome
Cellular component (GO): U12-type spliceosomal complex; nucleolus
Molecular function (GO): RNA binding
Source: RefSeq, a predicted model, not a curated record